Molecule: messenger RNA, 1862 nt
Organism: Porites evermanni
Lineage: Eukaryota; Metazoa; Cnidaria; Anthozoa; Scleractinia; Poritidae
Source: the annotation of a GenBank genome assembly
AUGACAGGAAACCUCUACCAUCACCUCCAUAACCUUGCGUUAUUGGCAGUUCCUUUUGCCAAAAGACCAAUUCUGGUAAGAAGAAACUCAUUUAUUAUUUUACAAAAAAUAAAAUUCAUAUCAUUUAAAACUAUUGUUACAUUUACUCAGACUCUUUUUAUCUCUUAUGUUCUAUAAUAGUUUGGCAGUCUGAUGUGCGCAGGGAUUCUUUUGUUCUCGGGAAGGUAGGGAAUAUGUAUAUUGGUAUAUUGUUGAAAUUAGACUCAAUAAUGUAGUGCAACACUUUACAUGACGCACUUAGUUUCGUCAAAUUGAAGCCUGAAACCACCUACCCUGCCAGCAAAGGCUUUAGCUUUUAGGAAGUCAUUCACAUCGCUUGUCAGUCAUGUAGUUGGUUUGUUUUAUAUGCCCCAGGAGAAAAGGGGCAUAUAAAAAUAAAACAAACAAAACGACUGAGAAGCGAUGUGAACAACUUCCUAAAAGCUAAAAGCUGUGUAAGAGAGAAACCUCUGCUCACAGGGUAAAAACAGUAUUACAUUUGUUUUAGCUCUUGUUAGAUAAUCCGUUUAUAUUGUUAAAAACAACAUAAACUCUGAAAAAGAGCAGGAGAAAUAAGUCAUUCAAACCAUGUCUGAAGUACGUGAUUUCCUUAUACAGGCUAGAGAUACACACAAGAAAUCAUGUAACUUUGUCAAGAAAAUUUGAAUAAAUAUCUUGCUCCAUUAUGCACCUGCACUUAUUUUAAGGAUUACUGGCUUUUUUGCGAAGUGUUUCCUGCGGGAGUACCCAGGGGCACCCAACGACAAUUUUCGGAAAAUAUCUGUUCGGAAGACGAUUUAAGAUCUAGCAUUUUCGGUACAUUUGUUGUAAAAUUUCUUGCUUGCCUGCCUCUCUUAGGAUUUUCGAACAUCUAAAAUAUGGUAUAAUUACCCAUUUUUAACGGAUUUUUAUCCUAAAAAGGUCACCUAGAAUUUUCGGGAGCCUUUUUUCUGGCUGAGAUUUUCGAAAAGCUAAGUUUUGAUCCCUAUAAUUUUCGGAUCACUAGACUUUCAGCUAGGAAAUCCGAACAGAUGAAACAUUUUUAGGGGAUAAAAAUAUGCCUUUAUCUAGCGUUAGGAUACUGAAAUAAUUUAACAAUGCUAUGUUUAAGUGGUUUUGAACUUUAUUCUCGUUGGGUGCCCCUGGGAGUACCCUGGGUGGCAGAGGCUUUUCGUGCGCGGUUUCCAGUUUCGGUCAAGUCUUAAAAAAACUGACCCCCGCCUGCGGCCGACGAAGCUCCUCAUCUCACGCGACAAAAAAACCUCUGAUACCCAGGCUACUGCUGGAGUGAAUCCCAAUAAAAGCCUGGCAAACGGGCAAAAAUCGAAAAACAAGCCAAAAAAUAAGGGUCAAGCUUGCAAUGUCUCUUGUCCAACACUCGAUAUAUUACCUUCUGCACGUGCCAAAACCCCCAAAACUAUUUUUUGCACUAGAAACAAGGCAAUACUGACCUUAGAAAACAAAAUAAUGCUGCUACUGUAAAGCCCCUCGCUCUUUUUCUUUUCUUUUCCAUUCACCUACUCUGUUCCAAGUCAAAGCAUAUUUUCUCUUUCAGUUGUUACAUUGUUGGAAUAACAAGGGACAAGUCAUUUGGAAAGUUAGCGCCUCUGGGUGGAUAUCUUCUCAUGGCAGGAUGGCUAACGUUUGCCUUUUAACAGGCGCGAGUUGAAUAACCUCCGAGGGGCGAAGCCUUGCUUGGGUUUUGUGUCACUAAACAGAAGCUAGACAGGGCGUAGUAAAAAGCGCUAGUGAUCAGUUUAAGCACUGUUCGCAUUUAGCUAUAUAGGCCAUAUAUGAUUCUUAAUAAACGAACUGCCUCCGAU